This is a messenger RNA of Acipenser ruthenus (sterlet), 2313 nucleotides long. RefSeq names its product derlin-2-like. The coding region runs from base 136 to 921 and encodes 261 amino acids. Gene Ontology annotation, biological process: endoplasmic reticulum unfolded protein response. Gene Ontology annotation, molecular function: ubiquitin-specific protease binding; misfolded protein binding. Gene Ontology annotation, cellular component: endoplasmic reticulum membrane; Hrd1p ubiquitin ligase ERAD-L complex. Lineage: Eukaryota; Metazoa; Chordata; Actinopteri; Acipenseriformes; Acipenseridae. The record is from RefSeq and is a predicted model, not a curated record. The transcript has 7 exons.
CUUCUCGUUUGUUAUCUGAUUGGUUGAAGUACUGAAAGUUGUCGGGUUGUGAAUGGCACUGUACUGGGGUCUGCUCCGUUUAAAGGGACCGCAGCAGGCAACUGACCAAAAUAAUAUUAUUAUCAAGAAAACACCAUGGCCCAGAGCUUCACCCAGGAAUACCUUCAAAUCCCCGCGGUCACCAGGGCGUACACAACGGCCUGCGUACUGACCACAGCCGCCGUGCAACUAGAAUUCAUCACUCCAUUUCAGCUGUACUUCAACCCUGAUCUGAUUUUUAAAAGAUACCAGCUAUGGCGGCUGAUCACCAACUUUCUUUUUUUUGGUCCCCUGGGAUUCAGCUUCCUGUUCAACAUGAUAUUUCUAUACCGAUAUUGCCGAAUGCUGGAGGAAGGCUCGUUCAGGGGCAGAACAGCAGACUUCGUCUUCAUGUUCCUGUUUGGUGGAGUCCUCAUGACACUGUUCGGCCUCUUUGCAAGCCUGUUCUUCCUGGGCCAGGCCUUCACCAUCAUGCUGGUGUACGUGUGGAGCCGCAGGAACCCCUACGUGCGCAUGAACUUCUUCGGGCUGCUCAACUUCCAGGCUCCCUUCCUGCCCUGGGUGCUCAUGGGCUUCUCACUGCUGCUGGGUAACUCCAUCGUCAUUGACCUCCUGGGAAUUGGAGUUGGCCACAUUUACUACUUUUUAGAAGAUGUGUUCCCAAACCAACCCGGAGGGAAGAAACUGCUGGUCACCCCAGGCAUCCUGAAAGCUAUUUUUGAUGCCCCGGAGGAGGAUCCCAACUACAACCCUCUCCCAGAAGAGCAGCUCGGAGGCCCCACAGAGGGUGCAGGGGAAGAGGGGGAGCAGAGGGCAGACAAUGCUGGGGGGCAGGAGCGCCCUCAAGACCAACUGGACCAAAACGAACAGCAGCAGCGAUAGGAGGGCCAGCCUCCUAGACUGACCUGCACACUGACAGCAUACUGAGCAAGGGGACAUUGACAAACUGCUUGGAGACAAAUGCACAAAUAGCCUACUGCACAGCUAAGUAGAAGACUGUAAGCAGGGGGUGAUAGUCCCUGUGCUGUAAUGUACCUCUCCUGGUAUCACUAGGGGCGACUGGAGAGAGGCAAUAGGGCUUCUUGCUGGAAGUGCCAAGCUUUGGGUCGACACGAAUUUGAGAAUGGGAGGCCAAUAUAGAGCACUGUGAUUGAUUGACUCUCUACUCCAUUGACGUGGAACAGCAGACCUAUUUAUUUAAUUUAAGUGCUAGAUUACCGGUGCCAAUUGUGUGAGGUUUUAAUCGUUUUCUUGUUUCAGUCUGAGAAACUGUUCCUACCAUUAAACUGUGUUCCUCUGUUUUAAACCACAGUUGUAUGGGACACCUGUGGAAAAAGUAUGGGCUUAAAUGUCCUACAUUUUUUCUUUUUCAUGGAAUGGAUACCAGUGCACUUACAGCUACAGCUAACCAAGGCCAGACAUUGGCAGGCUUGAGAAAGCCAGUGGCAGUGCCAACUUUGCCAUCUAUGAGAGGUUUCUGCAAACUGAAGUGAGGAGAAGUGUAAGUUUUAGGUAUUUAAAAUAAAUACAUUAAAAAUAAUAAUAAUGAAAAUUAUGGAAGAGAAUGUGCCCCCACAGAAAUGUGUCUUUCUGUUUGGUUAGGCUACCAUCGAUACAUUUGAUCCUAAGCAUGCAAGACACAUUAAAUGCAAAUGACCUGUAUACAGUAUUGAUCAAAGCUGCAUUGUGGUAGAGCACCUUCCCCAAUGGGCCAAUCCUCUACUUAAUUAAGCCAACCUACUGAAGGGGGGGGGUUGAAUAAUCUGCAAGAGUUACUAACUACCUUUUACAGAAUCCCCUUUGGCUAACACAAGUUUUAAACAAUUUAUAGUUUGUUUAAAUGUUCAUAAUAUUUUUUUAAAUGCCAAAAUUAUUGUUGACACCUUCUGUAAUGGACAGUUUUUCAGCCAAAUGAGAAUAUUAACAUUUGCAAACUAUACUUACAGUAGUAUGAAUGACAUUUUUGAAUGAUUUCCAUUUGGUUUAACACAGAGGGUUUGAAUGGGUGCAACUGCUUUGUGUGUAACUAUUAUAACUAAAACGUUUAGACAGAAUUUACAGAAUAUGACAUAUUCCUUUUCAAUACAUCUGUUACAUUUCUACUUUCAUAGCUCAUCCUUUGCAUUUAUGUAUUUAUUAAACUGUGUGUUACUUGUUGAUCCAGUACCCUGCCUCACGGUACAUCAGUAUUUCAAUAAACCCGGAAAAAUUGUUUUCACUUCCCAUAAUUUAAUUAUUUUGCUUGGUCACAACUUCCACAAACAGGUUCUCAAA